AAAGUCAGGGGAGAGGUGUAGUCACUUUUCCAUGUCACACAGGACUGGUUCUGCAGCAACUGAAUUAGGAGAUGGGCAACAGGAUGGAAGCUGGUGACAGGGAGAAGCUAGAAGCCAGAGAGGAGGGUCAGACCAGGAGGGGAAGUGAGAGUCUGAGUAGGUGUCCAGGGUUGAGGGAGGAGCACAAUUCUAUUUUAGCAGAGACUCAGGGAAGGCUGGUAUAUGGAGAAAGAAGUCAGAACAGUAGUGCUGUGUGCGGGGUAGGUUUGUUAGAACAACUGUCAAAGACCGAUUUUGUAAGAGACAGACAGAACAUCUGCAAGUACAAUGCUGUUCCUGCAACUUGUGCUGCUGGUGGUUCUCCUCCCAGAUGGUGACAGUGAAGAUGGUGCGAACUCUGACCUUAUUCAACUUCCAGAAGCCGAUCUGUAUCCGAAUCAUCCUGACCACAUCCUUUUACAACCAUUCCUGGAUGCAAAGUCAAGGCUCAGCUUGGCUGAAUGAGUUGCAGACUCAUGCCUGGAACAACAAGACUGGAGCUUUCAUUUUCCUUCAGCGUUGGCCUAAGGACAAAUUUUGCAACAAGGAGCUGAUGGAAGUAGAUGAAUUAUUCUCAUCAUACUACACUGGAUUUCUUCUAAAAUUUCAUGACCAUGGCAGCCAAUGGCAGCUUGAAUAUCCCUUUCAGGUACAGCUGAUAAUAGGUUGUGAACUGCACUUUGGAGAAGCAUCAGUAGGCUUCAUGAGGAUUGCUUAUCAAGGAUCAGAACUUGUGAGUUUCUGGAACAUGACAUGGUGGCCAUCUCCAACAGGAGGAAGUAGGGGUCAACAGGUCUGCAGACUACUCAAUCAGGACCAUGAAGACAACGAAUUAAUGCAUACAUUCAUCAUAGAUUCCUGUCCUCUUUACCUCUCAAGUUUUCUUGAUGCAGGGAAGGCAGAUCUCCAACGAAAAGUGAGGCCAGAGGCCUGGCUGUCCACUGGCCCCAGUCCUGGUCCUGGUCAUCUCUUGCUGGUGUGCCAUGUCUCUGGCUUCUACCCAAAGCCUGUGUGGGUGAUGUGGAUGCGGGGUGAGCAGGAGCAACAGGGGACUCAGCGAGGUGAUGUUCUGCCCCAUGCUGAUGGGACAUGGUAUCUUCAGGUGUCCUUGGAUGUGAAAACCAGGGAAGCAGCUGAUCUGUUGUGCCAGGUGAGACACAGCAGUCUAGGAGGCCAGGACUUGGUCCUCUACUGGGAGCAGUCACACACCACAGCCUUGGACUUCCUGGUGGUGAUAAUGCCCCUGGUGCUUCUGGCAGGUCUAACGUUGUGGCUCUGCAGGCACUGGAAAACACACUGGAGACUUCAGUGCACUGGCUUCCCUUUUGAGCAAGAUCCCAGUAGCCCAGGCUCUGGUACGUACCUAAACCCUACUCAACAGUGAUACCCUUGCAACUCUCUGUGUGCAACUUUGUCUUUCAUUUCUGCUUAAUGAUCAGUUGUCAAUAUAAGCUCCAUGUAAUUUAGCAGGAUUUGUUGUUCUGACUUAGUUCUACAGUCAAAAUUUGACUCAGUGUAAAAUGAAGUCUCAGCACUUUCAUUGGUCACAGGCAUCAGAUGUCACUUCUUCUAGUGAGCCCUUUCUGAAUCAGUAGUGGAAGCAGUUUCAGCCUGGUGAGAAUUUCCACCACUUAAGCCUGCACUUUGGCUAAUCUAUUCCUGACCCCCAGUCCUUGUUGACCCAUUAGGUCCCUUUUGCCUUUUAAGUCUUAAGGUGCUUUACAGCAAAGACCAUAUCUUUUUAAUAUUUGUAUCCUUGAUGGGGAGUGUCACCUGCAUGAAAUAUGUCCCUAAAGAAAACCAGGUGGUGGGUAUUGGGGGGGGCACAGAUUGCAUGGAGUACUGGGUGUGGUGCAAAAACAAUGAAUACUGGUACGCUGAAAAGAAAGAAAUAAAUAAAAAAGAAAAUAUGUGUUGAAUGUAUGCUAAAUUCAUUCUUUUUUUCUUUCUAUCUUGCUCACAUGUUUGUAGUAGUUGAGAUGUUUGAUGCUUUUCUUAUUAAAUGUCUUGUCACCUGGCUGAGGGAGUUCACACUUUCCCUGUUCCUGUUGACAUCUCUAGUGCCCUCAGUAGAAACAAGUUUCCUGUGUAGAUUUCUAUUAUUUAACUACAGCCACCUAUUGGACUGGACCUGUUGCUCCAAGUGUUCUGAAUUGAAAGGGGAAGGCAGAAUGCUUGUUCUUCGUAGGGUUCAGGGACAGCAGCAGGUUUGUCACCUUGUGGUUUGCUAGAAACAUGGGGUCUUGGACUCAGCAGAGACCCACAGAAGCAAUUUGCAUUUGAGUGAAAUUAGCAGGGGAUUCACAGGUGUAUAAAAUGUGAUGCUUGAGAGGUAGCAGUGCACAUUUGUUGCUGAAGCAAAAAGAGAUGCUCUAGGGAGGAGAACAAGAGUGUCAUGGUCAGGAAUGAAUGGGGAUCCAGCAAGGACCGUGCAUGCAGAGCAUCAUGGCAUCAUGGCUUCUGUGUUAUAGUGCUGAGGACGUGAAGUCAGUAAUAGUGAGCCAUUGCUCCUAUGGGAAAUGUGGGGUUGUAUUUCUGGGAGCCCCUGCUCAUAACAUUUGCCAACUGAUGACUAUCCAGACUUUUUUUUUGUGUGUCCAUUUAAAGACAUUUUUUGUUAUCCAUUGGUCCGUUGAAGGGCAUGUUGGUUCUUUCCACAGUUUGGCGACCAUGGCCAUUGCUGCUAUAAACCUUGGGGUACAGAUGGCCCUUCUUUUCACGACAUCUGUAUCUUUGGGGUAAAUACCCAGGAGUGCAAUUGCAGGGUCAUAGGGAAGCUCUAUUUUUAAUUUCUUGAGGAAUCUCCACACUGUUCUCCAAAGUGGCUGCACCAGCUUGCAUUCCCACCAACAGUGUAAGAGGGUUCCCCUUUCUCCACAUACUCUCCAACACAUGUUGUUUCCUGUCUUGCUAAUUUUGGCCAUUCUAACUGGUGUCAGGUAGUAUCUCAAUGUGGUUUUAAUUUGAAUCUCCCUGAUGACUAGUAAUGAUGAACCUUUUUUCAUGUGUCUGAUAGCCAUUUGUAUGUCUUCAUUGGAGAAGCGUCUGUUCAUAUCUUCUGCCCAUUUUUUGAUAUUAUUAUCUGUUUUGUGUGUGUUGAGUUUGAGGAGUUCUUUAUAGAUCCUGGAUAUCAACCUUUUGUCUGUACUGUCAUUUGCAAAUUUCUUUUCCCAUUCCGUGGAUUGCCUCUUUGUUUUGUCGACUGUUUCCUUUGCUAUGCAGAAGCUUUUGAUCUUGAUGAAGUCCCAAAAGUUCAUUCUCGCUUUCGUUUCCUUUG
Messenger RNA from Mustela lutreola (European mink), 3316 nucleotides. RefSeq names its product T-cell surface glycoprotein CD1a-like. Gene Ontology annotation, biological process: immune response; positive regulation of T cell mediated cytotoxicity; antigen processing and presentation, endogenous lipid antigen via MHC class Ib. The transcript has 6 exons. NCBI's taxonomy places the organism in Eukaryota, Metazoa, Chordata, Mammalia, Carnivora, Mustelidae. Gene Ontology annotation, molecular function: endogenous lipid antigen binding; lipopeptide binding; exogenous lipid antigen binding. Bases 371 to 1423 code for a protein of 350 amino acids. Gene Ontology annotation, cellular component: external side of plasma membrane. The record is from RefSeq and is a predicted model, not a curated record.